AAAGGGUUGCGUGUGUCAGCUUGGAAGAUUCUAUACAAACGUUCGCGUCGCGGCUAAUUUCGAAUAGAGUUUACGAAACGCUCGAAGACUGGCUCGUCACGCGAGGAAUUCAAAUCACCGAAGCAAAGCAAGAUGUCUAUCUUCAUGGGCGAGGAGUGGCAUAAAGGUGAGAAGGAGAUGCACCGUCUGGCAAGGGUUCCCGAGGACGAAAAUCCAACUGUAUAUGGACUCUAUCCUCAAGCUGCAUAUAUGCUUCAGUCCGCACCGCUCCUUGCCAUUGGAACUCUCGAUGCGCAGGGAAGACCUUGGACAACCUUGCUCGGUGGAGAGCCGUCAUUCGCACGGCCUCUAGGUGGUCCUAUGGUUGGUGUUCGCGCGGAUAUUGACGCGCAGUAUGACCCUGUGGUCGAGAUCCUAGUUCCAAAGGAGAAAAGACACGAGAAAGUCGUGCGGUACGACGGUGAGGGAAAAGUCAUGGCCGCGCUUGCUAUCGAUCUUAUGGCGCGGAAAAGGGUCAAGCUAGCGGGGAGAAUGGUUGCUGGAGCCGUCUCAGAAGCGGAUCCCGACGGUGAUGACGCUGCGACAAAUGAGUUGAGGGGCAUCGGAGAGUUGCAGAUGGGUGUCAGGAUCGAGCAGAGCCUAGGAAACUGCCCAAAGUAUCUCAACAAGAAGGAGAUUCGUCCUGCACCCGUGCGGCCCAGGUUGAUUUCAGAUUCAGCUCAGCUGCCACCGGAAGCGCUCAAGUUGAUCAAUAAAGCGGACCUGUUCUUUAUCUCCAGCACGGAUGAGGGCAAGGACAUGGACACGAAUCAUCGCGGCGGCCCGGCAGGCUUUAUCAGGAUCCUCUCCAAUUCGACUUCUGGCACCGAGAUCAUAUACCCCGAGUACAGUGGGAAUCGACUCUAUCAAACCCUCGGAAAUUUACGCGUGACCCCGCAGGCGGGCCUCGUGAUUCCUGACUUCGAUACAGGAAAUGUGUUGUAUCUCACAGGCACGACGGAAGUUUUGAUUGGAAAAGACGCAGCUAAUAUUCUGCCACACACAAAUCUUGCAGUGAAGAUCAAGGUUGCGGAGGCUCGAUUUGUCAAAGAAGGACUUCCCUUCCGAGGUAUUCCCAAUGAGAUGAGCCCAUACAAUCCUCACGUCCGUUUGCUUGCGACUGAAGACGCCCUCUCGUCAACUCUGAUUAAUGCCACAGGCUCAAACGCGGCCAUUCUUGUUGACAAAGAGGACAUCACACCAACAAUCUCGCGUUACAAGUUCACCAUCACACAACCGACAUCCUACAAACCCGGUCAGUGGGUCGCUAUGGAUUUUUCUGAAGAUCUAGAUCAAGGAUAUAGUCACAUGCGAAACGACGACCCUCAGAGCUUAAACGAUGACUACAUUCGUACUUUUACCGUUUCAAGUCCGCCGAAAGACGUACCUGCAGAUGGCGAGGGAGUACAAAAUGAGUUCGAAAUCACGGUACGACUGCAUGGUCCCGUCACAAGUUAUCUGAAGAGGCAAAAUCCAAGGACGGGGCUUGAGGUUCCGCUAAAAACCUUCGGCGGCGACUUCGCGAUCGAUACUACCGGCGAUGCAGUGGUGCCUUUCAUCGCUGGUGGUGUAGGCAUCACACCCUUACUUGGUCAAAUGAACCAACUUGAUGUAGACAAGCUGCGGCUUUUCUGGAUCAUAAGACUCGAAGACAUAGACUUUGUUCUUGAUGUUUUUGCGCAACAUCCGCAACUCGCGAAGCACGCAACGGUAUUCUUCACCGGUGCAGCAACAGUCCCAGCGGACAGAUUGAAGGAGAUCCUUUCGUCUGGAGCCAAGAUUGAAAGAAGGAGACCGACAAGACAGGAUUUAGAACAACCUGAAAUGGCGAUGUCGCAGUGGUACCUUUGCGCUGGCAAUCCUUUGAGAGCGAACCUGUUGGAGUGGCUAGACGGACGAAAGAUUGUUUUUGAAAGUUUUGAUUACUGAGCUGCUACCCCAUUUUAGAUUAUUAUAUGAUAUGACUGAAGUAUUGGAUCAUUUCAGAACGGGCGCACUGGAACUCGUUCGGCUUAGGAGUCGAACUUUGCAAUAUGCGGGCAAUGAAGCAACUUUUAUUUUAGACGAAAAAUGGGUCUUGACUAAUAAUCAUUUAAAGUCUCAAGAUUUUGCUCAGUAUAUCAAGGCAUGUGGUACGGCUUUAGAUUUCCCUAGAUGGUCU
This is a messenger RNA of Verruconis gallopava, 2200 nucleotides long. RefSeq lists its product as uncharacterized. The record is from RefSeq and is a predicted model, not a curated record. Lineage: Eukaryota; Fungi; Ascomycota; Dothideomycetes; Venturiales; Sympoventuriaceae. The coding region runs from base 133 to 1968 and encodes 611 amino acids. Gene Ontology annotation, molecular function: oxidoreductase activity. The transcript has a single exon.